CUUGACUUCCUCCAGAAAAGUUCAUCGCUUUAAACCUCUCUGUGUCUCUCUGAAUCCGUAAAGUGGUGCAAAGGGGAAAUGGGAAGGGAAAAGAGUCCUGGCUUGAAAAUCCUCUGGGUCUGGACUAUUGGCACUGCAGCUAUACUGGUGGCGAGUGUUGUUCGUACAAGAAUGCAUGACAUGGAGACGAUGAUGAACCAGGAACAAGCACCGAAACAAAACCAGAACAUUACUGCAGGUCACUCCGUCUUAACUGAUGAAACUGUUUUGCCUGAGUCUGAUCGAGAGAUUGCCAAAGAACUCAAAUGAAGAACAAGACUGCUUCUGCUGUUUUUCUUCUUCUUGUUUUCUCCUCUUCCUUUUCAUAGUUUUUUGAGUGUGUAGUAUGCGACUAUCAUUAGAAGAGAUUCUAGAUGUUACAUGGAGAAAAAUUUGACAAAUAAAUCGACCAAGAAGCUUCAUGAGGAGAGAGAUUAGCACAGUUUUGUCUGUGUGAAAAAACCUAUAAAAAAGCUAUC
Messenger RNA from Eruca vesicaria subsp. sativa (arugula), 518 nucleotides. The record is from the annotation of a GenBank genome assembly. Lineage: Eukaryota; Viridiplantae; Streptophyta; Magnoliopsida; Brassicales; Brassicaceae.